AUGGCCAAUUUGACACUUCAGUCCAAGCACAAGCUCCUGUCGGGACAUGAGAUCCCGGCACUGGGAUAUGGAGUUGGUUACCCCGCAGACAGAGUCAUAACUGAAGCUUACGUGAAUAGUCCUUCAUCCGCAACCGAGAAAGCUACAACCGAAGCUCUCAAUGUUGGGCUCCGCCAUGUCGAUUCCGCGAUUAUGUAUCGCAACGAAAAGCCAUGCGGUAAAGCCAUUCAGAAAUCCGAGCUGGAUCGAUCGGAGAUCUUUUUUACGACCAAAAUUCCCCCGGAAGCUAUGGGCUACGAGUCCACGAAGCGGGCUAUCAACUCGAGUCUGCGGGAAGCAGCCCAAGACUACUUCGAUCUCAUUCUGAUUCAUGCUCCCUACGGUGGCAAGAAAGCCCGCCUAGGAUCCUGGGAUGCGCUAGUCGAGGCCCAGAAAGAAGGCAAGACUAAAGCCAUCGGUGUGUCCAACUACGGUAUCCACCACCUCGAAGAACUGGAGAACUACAUCCAUGGCGGCGGAGGUGGCCAGAUCGAUGUCGGCCAGUAUGAAUUGCAUCCGUGGCUCGAUCACUCCGAUAUUGUGGAGUGGUUGCAGAGUCGAAAUAUUAUCGUUGAGGCAUACUCGCCUCUUGCACACGGAAGUCGACUGAGAGAGCCAGUCUUGGGCUCCAUCGGGAAGAAGUAUGGCAAGACGCCGGCGCAGGUGUUGAUCCGCUGGAGUUUGCAGAUGGGAUUCGUGCCGCUGCCCAAAUCCGCUACUCCCCAGCGCAUUCGGGAGAACACCGAUGUCUUUGACUUUGAGUUGGCAGAGGAAGACAUGAAUUUGCUAGACACUGGGGAGUAUGAGCCCACGGACUGGGAUCCGACAGUUGAUUCGGAUUAA
Penicillium brevicompactum is the source of this 882-nucleotide messenger RNA. Its product is annotated as aldo/keto reductase family protein. Bases 1 to 882 code for a protein of 293 amino acids. Gene Ontology annotation, molecular function: oxidoreductase activity. The transcript is spliced from 5 exons. NCBI's taxonomy places the organism in Eukaryota, Fungi, Ascomycota, Eurotiomycetes, Eurotiales, Aspergillaceae. The record is from RefSeq and is a predicted model, not a curated record.